CACACGGAGCUCCUCUGCGCAUCUGGUCGUCAUCAUCCUCAUCCUCAGCUGCAGCAGCUCUUCCUGCUCAGAUGUGAGUCAGUCAGGCUGGGAAGAGAGCUUCUCCUUCUCCUUCUUCUUCUUCUUCUUCUUCUUCUCAGAGGACUUCUCUCGCGCUCAAACAGCAGGACGAGCUGAAAUACUGAAGCUACAUCUGGUUUUGCGCGCCGCCGCUGGAUGGAUUGGCUGUACUAAGUUUUGAUGUGGAAAAGUAGGCGAGGAGAAAAAGUUUGCUGAAGUUUUUCCUGAUCUGGAUGUGAACACACCCGCCCUCUGCUCGGCUAACCCGGGUCUCUCUCUGUGGCUCCUGGAGGCGCUGCUGCUGCUGCUGCGUCCUAUGCACGGAGGAUCCUCUCUGCUCGCGUUUCUUGUUUUUUCUUCUUCUUCUUGUCGCCGCUCCGUUUCUCCCGCUGUUCCUCUCUUGCGUCAUGACUUCUAGCUAUGCACAUGUAAUGGACAGGCAAGCGUCUCUAUCAAACCGCCUGGAGAGUCCGAUCACGUCGAACCUGGACAACCUGCAAGCCAAAAAGAACUUCUCGGUCAGCCACCUGUUGGAUCUGGAGGAGGCCGCGGAAAUGGUGGGCAGCCAGGCGGACGAGAGCGUCGGGGAGGCGGGGAGGAAUAUGCUGGAGUCCCCGGGGUUGACCAGCGGGAGCGACACGACCCAGCAGGAGAAUGAACAGAUGAACACGGAGGAGAAGAAGAAGAGGAAGCAGCGCAGGAACAGGACCACCUUCAACAGCAGCCAGCUGCAGGCUCUGGAGCGAGUGUUCGAGCGGACACACUACCCGGACGCCUUCGUCAGGGAGGACCUGGCCCGCCGCGUCAACCUCACCGAGGCCAGAGUCCAGGUUUGGUUUCAGAACAGGAGAGCGAAGUUUCGCAGGAACGAGCGCGCCAUGCUGGCCAGCAAAAACGCCUCCCUCCUCAAGUCGUACUCCGGAGACGUGACGGCGGUGGAGCAACCGAUCGUUCCGCGUCCAGCACCGCGCCCAAACGACUACCUGUCCUGGGGCAGCGCCGCCCCCUACAGCUGGUAUCCGAUGCCGGAGGGGGGGCCAGUGCGGGUGCCACAGAAAAUGCUGCCCUCAGAGAACAACGCCAUGGCAACCUACCCGCCCACCUGCUCCAACAACAACACGUCCCAGGGAAUGAACAUGGCCAACAGCAUCGCCAACCUGCGGCUCAAAGCCAAGGAGUACAGCUUGAACCAGGUGCCCACGGUCAACUGAGAGGAGGAGAGGCGAGGGGCGGGAGGGGGGGGGGGAGGGGGGGGGGAGGGAGGAGGACCCCUGCAGACUGACACCGUCUCUGGAUCAUGAAGCCUCCUCUCCUUCCUGGAGCCUCGGUGGUGUUUUCACGCCUUUAUGCAAAAAAAAGUUGGAGAGCGAGUGAUGACAGGAUUUUCCCUGAAACGCCUUUUUUUUUUUUUUUACUCCUCCUGAGCGUCACUGAACUCAUAUUUGUACAAAAAAGACAUCUGGACUGGAUGCUGUAGCCGAAUAUGUGUGUAGUUUUUUAUCGUGUCAUUGUGACUGAAAAUUCAUUUU
Messenger RNA from Labrus mixtus (cuckoo wrasse), 1589 nucleotides. It is a transcript of the gene prrx1b, whose product is annotated as paired related homeobox 1b. NCBI's taxonomy places the organism in Eukaryota, Metazoa, Chordata, Actinopteri, Labriformes, Labridae. The record is from RefSeq and is a predicted model, not a curated record. Gene Ontology annotation, molecular function: DNA binding; DNA-binding transcription factor activity, RNA polymerase II-specific. Gene Ontology annotation, biological process: regulation of DNA-templated transcription. Bases 468 to 1271 code for a protein of 267 amino acids. The transcript has 5 exons.